GACAAGGAAGCUGGUGAUUCAUUCCUACAUGAAGUUGCUUCUCGGAAGAGGUUUUUGUGUAGGAAUGAUGGUGUACAAAAAAAAUCAAACAUUGCGGUGCUUGUUACAAUGGAUCAGAUAUUGCCUUCUAAAGUCCAUUCCUUGGAUGGCCAAAGAAGAGAAACAUGGCAUCUCCUUGCACUUUGGCAGGAAGAGAACCUAGAGGGGAGAUCGCGAUGAAGGAGUUCAGCUACGAGGACAUCGAAGCUGCGACCAACAGCUUCUCUUCCGAGCAGUUGAUCGGCAAGGGAAGCCAUGGAAGCGUCUACAGAGGCGUGCUGAAAGGUGGCGAGGUCGUGGCCGUGAAGAAGCCAUCGGGAGGAACCCAAUCCCUUGAGAACGACGCUAAACUGAGUAACGAGAUCGACAUACUUGCUUCUGUGAAGAAUCCAAGCAUCGUCAAUCUGAUAGGCGUCAGUCGCAGUCCAACGAGCAAGCUGCUGGUCAUGGAGUUCAUGCACCACGGUUCUCUCCAUGACCUCCUCCACUCGUCCCCCGCCGCACCUGCGUGGCCUCGACGUGCCGUCAUGGCUCUCCAGGUCGCUCGCGCCGUCCUCUCGCUCCACGAGGCCGCCCCGGCGGUCAUCCACCGCGACAUCAAGUCCGCCAACAUUUUGCUCGACGGCAAAUGGAACGCCAAGCUCGCCGACUUCAGCCUCGCCGUAAGAGACGAUAGAUUGCAGUCGCUGAGGUCGACUGUACCAGCAGGUACCAUCGGCUACUUGGAUCCGUGUUACACCGAAUCGGGAGAGUUAGGCCCCAAGAACGAUGUGUUCAGCUUCGGGGUGGUGUUGUUGGAGCUCGUCAGCUCGAGGAAGGUGAUGGACAUGGAGCGCGAUCCUUCGCUGAUCGUGUCGUGGGCUCUGCCCAUGAUCAGAGCUAACCGGCUCGACGAAGUCUGCGACGGGAGAGUGACGUUGCCGGACUACAUGAGGAGGCCGAUCGGUCGGAUGCUAGGCGUUGCUGCGCGCUGUGUGUCGGAGGAAGUAGAGAGGCGACCAUUGAUGGGGGAGGUUGUGGGGGAGCUGCAAGGGGUGGUGGAAGGUGCAGUACUGUCAUGGCCAGUGUGGGGUUCUGUAAGGAGUAAGGUGUGUGGGAGAAUCCAUAGAUGUGUGAGGGCUUGGAGGAGGUGUGUUGAGAAGAGAGUGACCACAACAAGGAUUGUGUGCAAGGAUCACCUGGUUGAUGGUGGGAACGAUGACUGUGAUGAUGAGCGUAUGGGUUCUAGGCAGGAGAUGAGUUGAAGGUAUCCCAAGCUAUAAGUCUUCUUGGUUGGGAUCCCAUGGGAGACAUUUCAGCGAGAGUUGAAGUUUUGCCUCGACGCACAGUUCAUGCUCUCUCCUUUAAGCAGCUUUUUAACUGUUCUUUGUGUAAUUGAAGAGACUUGAGUAGUCCCAAACAUAGUUUGUUUGCCAUCCAAUAACACACACUUAUUACAUGUA
Musa acuminata subsp. malaccensis (wild Malaysian banana) is the source of this 1481-nucleotide messenger RNA. Its product is annotated as serine/threonine-protein kinase-like protein At5g23170. NCBI's taxonomy places the organism in Eukaryota, Viridiplantae, Streptophyta, Magnoliopsida, Zingiberales, Musaceae. Gene Ontology annotation, molecular function: ATP binding; protein kinase activity. Gene Ontology annotation, biological process: protein phosphorylation. The record is from RefSeq and is a predicted model, not a curated record.